UAUUAAGAUCUGUGCUUUUAAACUUAUAAGAAUGACCUAAAUGUCUUAGUUACCAGGUCAUAAAAUCCCUUAAAAAAAGCUUUUAAGCUCUAAUUUAUGUUAGUUAUCAAUAACAAAAAAUAACUAAAAUUAACAAGAUGGUAUUAACAAGAGAAUACAGAAUAUGCAUGCCUAUGACUGUAGAAGAGUACCGUAUUGGUCAAUUAUACAUGAUAGCAAGACACAGUUUUGAGCAAUCUAGUAAUGGUGAAGGUGUGGAGGUGAUAGCAAAUGAACAGGUGAAUGAUGAAAAAAAUGGUAUAGGACAGUUCACUGAGAAGAGAAUCCAUUUAUCUAGUCAUUUGCCUUAUUGGGUCCAAUCUAUGAUACCAAAAAUAUUUUAUGUUACGGAAAAGGCAUGGAAUUUUUACCCAUACACAAUAACCGAAUACACAUGCUCAUUCAUACCGAAAUUUUCCAUCUCUAUUCAAACAAGGUAUGAAGAUAAUAAUGGGACCACUGAAAAUUGCCUUGGUUUCACCUCUGAAGAGUUAGAACAGCGAGAAGUAGACUUUAUAGACAUUGCAUAUGAUGAUAUCAAAUCACACCAUUAUAAAGAAGCUGAAGACCCUAAGUUUUUCAAAUCAGAGAAAACCGGCCGCGGACCUCUAAUUGAAGGGUGGAGGGACACAUUCAAACCCAUAAUGUGUUGUUACAAAGCUGUUUCUAUUAAGUUUGAAGUAUGGGGCUUGCAAACCAGAGUUGAAGAGUAUGUGCAGGGAGCAAUUCGCGAAAUUUUAUUAUUGGGACAUCGUCAGGCAUUUGCCUGGAUGGAUGACUGGUAUAACAUGAGUAUAGAAGACGUAAGAGAAUAUGAACGCGAAAUGCAAGCCAAGACGAAUAUAAAGUUGAAAACGACUUCUGAGAAUGGUGAAGGGAAAUCUGACGAGAGUGACGAGACGAAAUCGAAUUCUUCGAAACCACAGACUCCGAGAACUCCGAAAUCGCCAAAGAGUCCAAGCAGUACUCCGACAGCAGAGGGACGAAGUUGGUUCAAUUGGUCGUAAAAAUAUUAGACAGAGCCACAGGACUAGUACAAAAGUUCUACCCAAAGAAACUAUUUUCAUAUCUUUGGGAAACGAAAUGAUCAUUAUAUUUUCAUAAACCUCAUUCAUAAUGUUGAGAGAUUUUUGUUUAAUUUAUUAGAUUCAUCUUACUCUUAAACAUGACAGGCAUUUUUUAAAUCAUCAUUAUCAUCAAAACAACAACAAUCAACAUUGUCACCUGGUGUGUUCAAUCUGUACUCUUAGUACAUUGUAAUAGGACUCAAUACUCCAUACCGUUUGACUCAGACCUGUCAGGGGUAUGUUGAACUCUGUAGACUACGAAAUUUAGAGACUUGAAUGAGCUGAACGAAAUGUGGAUUGACCAAAAGAAUAAAGUAUGUUCACAUGAGUUUUUUAUCCUCACAACAUUCAUGCUAUGUGCAUUAGUAUUUACAGAAUUUUUGGUUUGCAAUAACAUUCUGUACUUUUUUUAUUUAUUAACAUGCCUUUGUUAGUUUUGAUAUAAUUUCAAGAUUAUUAUUUUGAAAAUUUAACCACGUAUCAAGGACCGAUGAUCAUAAUAAGACUAUUGUAGCCUAAUAUCAGAAAUAUUAAUAGGUACACUGAUAAAAAUCGGAACAAAAAUUUUAGAAUAUAACCAUUUCGUAUUUGAGUCGACUAUUAUCAAAGGCGGCAAUCUGACUUUUGGACAAUGAUUGGUAAAUCAGAAAAACGAAUUAUUGACUUUGUAUUCCAUUGGCAGUCACAAAACUCUUCGAAACGACAUCUUAGAUAAAUAACAGGUUAACUAUUAACCUUUAUUUAAUGCAGGUUUUGAACCGUAUUCUUUGAAGGAGACGAUUAUAUUCAAAUAAAUCUGUAUUGACAUAGCAAUAAUUUUUUUUUGUCCAAAUGUACAGAUUGCCACCUUUGAUAAUAGACGACUCAUUUAAUCUAUUAUAUAUUUUCUUAAUUAUCCAUUUUUGUGUAAGUCUUGGAUUUUGAUGUACUCAUCACACGUUUGUUAUUUUCAUCUUACGCUACGGAAGUUUCGAAACACAUAGUCACGGAUGACUAAAGUGUUAUUCACAACAUUUCUUUCAAACAUUUCGUCAACUACCCUCAUAAUUUACAGGAAUAUGUUAUUUUCAUUAAUAUAAUUAAGUUUAUUUUUUCUUAGAUGUUUGUGUGCAAUGUGAAGUAGUUUGUCUCGUAGAUAUUUAAAAAAAUGUUUUCCCCAAUGCUUUCCAUAGAUGUUAACAUUUAUAAUUAAUGCGAUUAAGUAAUAAAUGUACUUGUUGACAGUGAUUUUCUGCUGAACAAGCUAUUGUUUAGAUAAUGCUUUUUAAAGAAGAUAUUACUGAUGACGCUUUAGUAAAAGCUUUGAAUAUUGUGAUUGGAAGGUUUUUGUAGGAUAUUUACUGGGACUGGAAGGUACUUAUUGUUCCUAUUAAUAAUGCAUUUAAAAAAAACAAGCGCAAUUGAAAAUAUCAAAUUCAAAUACAACAUUAAAACGACUGUUUAUGUUUGUUUAACCUGUCAGAGAAUCUUGAUCUUUACGAAAGUGUAAUAAAGAAUGUAAUUAAUUAAUUUUACGGUUUAAUCACGCGUUUAACACAUUGACUCCCAUGUAGGUCACCGGUACCCUACGUGGCGCACUGAAGUAUUAAUAUCAAUUUCUGUUACUAAGUGCCUGGAUUGCCUAACCUUGCUUUAUUUUUAUUAAUAGCUGACACAGCAGACUUCGUAGUGCCUCAAUCGAUAAAUAAAAGACCUGAGCUUUUGUAUAAAAUAAACUUAAAACAAACAAAAGGAAUCCGUCGCGACGGGAGACACAUCAAAGGACAAACUAAAUUGUUAUUUUUAUUUAAUUCCGAGUGUUUUCAUAUUUAUCUACCUUUUAAACCCUUUCUGGACUUCCACAAAUAAUUCAAGACCAAAAUUAGCCAAAUCGGUCCAGCCGUUCUCGAGUGUUAGCGAGACUAACGAACAGCAAUUCAUUUUUAUUUAAAUAGAUUAUGUAUAUUUUGGUCUUUUAGGUCUCUUAGGUCCCUUAGAAUUAGAUUCAUUCUCAGUAUCUUCGAAUUCGUCUUUCCCGGAGUCGACUAAAUAUUGAGGUUCGUUAGUAACAGAAAUCUACAUAAUUACUUAUCUACUUCAGUGUGCCACGAAGGGCACCGAUGACACACAUGGUACUCAAUAAGAACUCGAGAAUAAAUCGUACAAAUAGUUCGAAUUGUGUCUUUGACUCGCGACCUGUGACAAAAAUAUUUUUUUUUUUUUCAAUUUUUUUUUCUGACUUAUGCUGAUAGUCUGGAGAUGUUAUAUCAGCUUCUCCUUGACGUGUAGGGGAGCUCACGGGGUUCAAACCGGGAGUGUUGCUAACACUGACCCUAGCAAGAGCAGUGCUUCGCAGAAUCUACUACCGGAUCGGAAACGCGACCCACUGAGAAGAUCUGGUGAGAAACUCAGUGGGCCGUGUCUAUGGGUUAAUUCACUCGUCGAGCCCUUCGUCGCAAGCGACGGGUUCGAUGAGGACGGUGACCGGUGCUUGUGGUAUCUAAAAGCACCGUUAAUGGAUCGGGAAGAUCCGUAAUGACGUGUUUAGGGCGACGUCGACUGUUUGCUAUUCGGUCUACAGGAUCGGCUAGGACCAAAUCUGUGAUUAAUGCUGUCCACCGCCUAUCAGACUGCAUUAUUUCCAUUCUACUCUGGGACGGUUACCUUACACCCUUCAUAAAGAAAUUAACGACUAUGCUAAUUUUGUUAUUUAGUAUUUGUCUGUUUGUAGUUAUAAGUUAAAACAAUUUUUUCUUAUAUAAAUUCCUUAUGACGACGAAUGCGUCAUGUCAGUAACGUGCAAUAUGAAUUUGUAUUUAAAUUUCUGAUGUUUUGUUUAGGUUAAUUUCUGUUUCCUUUUAUUACAUAAGGCUUCAAUGUAUUAUGAAGUGCACUCUACAGUUGAUAGUAUAUUUGAAGGAUAGUAUAUAUUACUUGAAAAUUUAUUUUUUAUUUUUUAUUUUUAUUGCCUUUGUAGGCAGACGGGCAUACGGCCCACCUGAUGGUGAGUGGUUACCGUCGCCCAUGGACUUCAGCAAUGCCAGGGGCAGAGCCAAGCCGCUGCCUACAAAAAUUAAUGUUAACUUGCGUCCUUUAUAGCAACAAUAGUAAUAAAGUAAAGGAGGUUCGAUUUGAAUGAACAAGACAUUUAUAAAUCUAUCGAAUUUAAAAAAAAACAAUUAUUAAUAAAAUAUUAUCGAUAAACUAGUACAUACCUAACAGUCCGAUUAGGUACUUGUCUAUGGCCUGUGAUUCUACAGAUCAUCAAUUUAAGCCUCUAUAUCAAAAUCAGUUAAGCGAAUUCUUUAAAAUUACGCUACUUUCAUUACACUGGCGUGAUAUUCCAAAGACGAGAGUUAUUUAAAGAUUGUGACUAUGGCUAUUUCCUUAAAAAAUCGCAUUGACGACGUGCGACUGCGCAAGAUUUCGGAAUAUUGUACUUUCGCUAACUUUAGACUGAAGAGUGAUUAUUCAUUCUGACAAUUUUUUACAUUUUUGUAGUUAUUACUCAAAUUAAAUUGUAGUUGUGUGUUAGUAGGCAAUCAAAACGCUUUGUAGUUUAGUAUUAUAUAUAAAUGCAUUUAAAUGUUCCAAAAAAUAUGAUCAUGUUAAUAUUUUUUUAUCGGAGACAUUCCGAUGGUAUAGCAUUAGAAUAUUGAAAUGUUUUUAUUCAGAUGAUUAUUAGUGUUAAUAUGUCGAUAUUAAAUACGUUGAUAAAUAUGAGCUAUGCUAUUAACUAUUAUGAAUGGUUGUGUCGAUGUAUCAAAAUUUUAUUGAUAUAUGUAUUGAAUGUUAAAUGAAACUAAAAUAUGGUACUUAUUUAUAUAGAGUAUGGACCCGUUUUACUUUACUAACAACAAAUAAUCGUAUGCACUCAGAAAGAAAAUGAAUUGACCCAAAAUUAGUUUGGACUAUCGUCUUGUUGAUUUCUGCUUCAAACCAGAUGGCUAGGGCAUUGUAGCCGUUAUGUCUAUGGACUUCGGGCAACGUUAGGCUUGUCAAUAAUCGAUUAUUGUCAAUAAUCGAUACGAUUAUCGAUGUAUUCUCGGUUGGCGAGAGGCCGUCCCACGCUACCUGGUCGGUACGUAGCCGUCACUCAGAAAUAUAUGGGCUGUCAGUUCUACAAGCCAUGUGCCCUGCACACUGUCAAUUUAACUUCGCUUUUUGAUUAGGCAAUUUAACUACAGUAGAUUGGGGGGCAUAGAGACUAAAGUUAAAUAGGGACAAAUCUGGGAUGUCACAAUACUUUUGUUGAGUUGUCAAAUUUAACUUUCUUGAACUGAAAAUUACUUUUAUUUAGUGUUUAGAAAUAUUAAAUAUAAUAGUUUAAUUUCGUCAUCAAAGAUUUGUAACUCAUUAAAUAUAUUAAAAAGAUAAUUACCUAAAGUUAGGUACCUAUCCAACAACUAAAGUGCCCUAUCGAAAAACUAUUGUCCCCAUACGUAACCUUGUUCACCCCAAAGCCAAGGUGAAUCGGGUCAAGCUAGUUUUUUUUGUUUUUGUGUAUAGUUUGUAAUGAACUAUUUAUAAUAACGCAUCGUAUAUAAAAAUUUAAGCCUCCGGAACCAUGUUAAUCUCAAUUUUAUUGGUAUUGGGUUACUAGAAAGGGGGUACUAAGAAAAACCAUUGAAAAUUUGUGAUGGAUUUGGAAAGGGUCCCGAUUCCCCCAAUCUACGGUACGUUUCCUAGUAACAUAAAAAUAUCAAUGAAUGCAAAGGGUAACUUGUUCAUAGUUGAGUUGAGUAAAACUAAUAGUAAAAAGUACAAAUGAAAGCAGGAAAGCUCAGGGUUUGAUUUAAAAAAAAGUAGAACCUACUGAUUGUCACAAAAACAAUAAUUUAUGAUAUUUAUGAUAUCAACAAUUUUAAUACUGUACCUUUUGUAGGUUAUGAAUAUAAUUUUCCUAGUAUCGUUAUUUGUUGUACACAAGUUUUGUAUUUUUAGAUUUGAUUCGUUCACAGACCGCUUGUUAAUGCUCGGCCGCACAUUGUAAGACGCCUGUCUGAAAAUCAUAUUAACGUGCACACUAUACAUAAUUAAAGGUCAGUCAUACUUUCAACUAUUUAAUCUCAAACUAUUCAUGUGUAAUAGUACUUGAAACACUCAGCAGACAGUAAAAUCGUAUAAUGUGUGGCAGGGUAAAACGCUGUUCCGUAUGUGUAUUGUUGUGUAAUAAAAAACUAAAUUCAAAA
Bombyx mori (domestic silkworm) is the source of this 6277-nucleotide messenger RNA. It is a transcript of the gene rdgBbeta, whose product is annotated as cytoplasmic phosphatidylinositol transfer protein 1. Gene Ontology annotation, molecular function: phosphatidylinositol transfer activity; phosphatidylinositol binding. Gene Ontology annotation, cellular component: cytoplasm. Gene Ontology annotation, biological process: phospholipid transport. The coding region runs from base 138 to 1046 and encodes 302 amino acids. The transcript has 8 exons. NCBI's taxonomy places the organism in Eukaryota, Metazoa, Arthropoda, Insecta, Lepidoptera, Bombycidae. The record is from RefSeq and is a predicted model, not a curated record.